CUAAAGAAAGACAAGCUUGAGCUAAUCAGAAUGAAUGAUGAUCUUAGGGCACAAAAUAUGAACAUGUCCUGUUCUAUAUCUGAUUUGAAAAUGGCAAAUAAAAAUUUGGAAAACGAAAAGAGCAGCCUUUUGACUGCUCUUAAGUUAUUUCAAAAUGACUCUCAACAUACGUCCAUGACUAACACUGUGAUUUCAAAAGACGGAGAAAUUAACAUUGAACCGGCCUGUGAAAUCAUACAUAAUAAUGAAGUCACUCAACUGAAUCAUGAAUCUGAUCAGCCUGUAAUCUAUAGUCAGCCCAACGCCAAAGAAAGUCUUACAAAAAAGAGUAAAAAGAAGAGUAAGAAAACCAAGUCUAAACCAUCAGCUCAUAAUACCAGUCAACUAAAUGCUCCGGAUGCAAAUACCUCUGGCUCUGGCGGGAUUGCAAAUACCUCCAACAUUGAAACAACGAGACAGGGCCAGAACUCGCAGAAGCAAUCAGUUGUUAUUGCAGGAGACUCAAUUGUUAAAAAUAUUAUCGGUCCGAAGAUGAAUGCUGAAGAUCCUAAUCAUUAUUUUAUUGUAAAGCCGUUCCCUGGAGCAACAGUCACAGACAUGGAGGACUUUGUCAAGCCACUUACAAGAAGAACACCGGACAAGAUGAUUUUACAUGUUGGAACAAACGACCUGAGAAGUCAUUGCACGCCAAAAGUAAUAGCUGACUCUAUCGUCAACAUUGUAACGCAAGUAAAAGAAGAUUCACCAGGUACAGAUGUUGGAAUAUCAGCCAUUCUGGUAAGGUCUGAUAAUCAUGACUUAACUGUUAAAGCUACUCAGGUUAAUAACAUUCUUAAAGGCUAUUGUAUUCGCAAUAAAAUUCCCUUCUUAAGUAAUUCAAAUAUGAAUGAAAGCCACCUAAACACGAAGGGCCUUCAUUUAAAUAGACAAGGUAGCUUAGCUUUACAACAAAACUUUUUAGAUUUUGCUAAAUCUAUCUCAGAUUGACAAUUUCCCAAAUCCG
Messenger RNA from Dendronephthya gigantea, 1003 nucleotides. RefSeq lists its product as uncharacterized. Bases 31 to 987 code for a protein of 318 amino acids. The transcript has a single exon. NCBI's taxonomy places the organism in Eukaryota, Metazoa, Cnidaria, Anthozoa, Malacalcyonacea, Nephtheidae. The record is from RefSeq and is a predicted model, not a curated record.